Messenger RNA from Drosophila simulans, 2432 nucleotides. RefSeq names its product mucin-5AC. Gene Ontology annotation, cellular component: extracellular region. Gene Ontology annotation, molecular function: chitin binding. The record is from RefSeq and is a predicted model, not a curated record. The transcript has 2 exons. Lineage: Eukaryota; Metazoa; Arthropoda; Insecta; Diptera; Drosophilidae. Bases 92 to 2197 code for a protein of 701 amino acids.
CUUGCGAAACAAUCAUUACAGCUUAUUGGUCUGUACAAGACUUAAUAUUGUGCAAGCAAAGGAGUCGCAAAAAGGAAUAGCUGUCUAUAGAAUGAAAUACGCCAUAGUAAUUGCCUGUGCCGCCCUUGCGGUGGCCAGCAUCAAUGCCGCCAGUGUGCCGGGCGUGCAGCCGGGCGGGCAGCCGGGCGUUAAGGCAAUCGACAACCAACUCUACCGCCGUUAUGUGUGCGUUCAUAAGCCCGAUGGAUUCCGCGCUUUGGUCCCCGGAAGUUGCUCCCAGUACUACGAGUGUCAGUCAGGUGUGGCCCUUGUCAACGUCUGCUCGCGCUUCUUCGAUGCCAAGGCCCAGGGCUGUGUCAACUACAACACUGGCUGCAUAGAGUUUCAGCCUGCAUCGGCAAGCUCUCCUGUAGGAGGCUCGAUCGCCGCAGUGCCGUGUGCGGAGGAAACUACAACCUGUGCACCACAAAUCACAACUACAACAACCUGCACGCCAUCUAUCACAACCACAACCUGCGCACCAACAACCACAACAACCUGUACACCAGCCAGCGUAACAACCACAACAACCUGUGCGCCAGAAAUUACAACUACAACAACAUGUACACCAGUAAUUACAACUACAACAACCUGUGUACCAACAACCACAACAACCUGUACACCAGCUACGACAACAACAUGUACCCCAGAAAUUACAACUACAACAACCUGUGCACCAACAACCACAACAACCAGUACACCAGCUUCGACAACAACAUGUACCCCAGAAAUUACAACUACAACAACCUGCGCACCAACAACCACAACAACCUGUGCACCAACAACCACAACAACCUGUGCACCAACAACCACUCCAACCAGUGCACCAACAACCACAACAACCUGUACACCAGCAAUCGUAACAACCACUACAACCUGUGAACCAGAAAUUACGUCUACAACCACAUGUACCCAAGAAAUUACAACUACAACAACCUGUGCACCAACGACGACAACAACCAGUACACCAGCUACCACAACAACAUGUACUCCAGAAAUUACAACUACAACAACCUGUGCACCAACAACCACGACAACCUGUGCACCAACAACCACUCCAACCAGUGCACCAACAACCACUCCAACCAGUACAUCAACAACCACAACAACCUGUACACCAGCAAUCGUAACAACCACAACAACCUGUGAGCCAGAAAUUACGUCUACAACCACAUGUACCCAAGAAAUUACAACUACAACAACCUGUGCACCAACGACCACAACGACCACAACAACCUGUACACCAGCUACCACAACAACAUUUACUCCAGAAAUUACAACUACAACAACCUGUGCACCAACAACCACGACAACCUGUGCACCAACAACCACUCCAACCAGUGCACCAACAACCACAACAACCUGUACACCAGCAAUCGUAACAACCACAACAACCUGUGAGCCAGAAAUUACGUCUACAACCACGUGUACCCAAGAAAUUACAACUACAACAACCUGUGCAUCAACGACCACAACAACCUGUACACCAGCUACCACAACAACAUGUACUCCAGAAAUUACAACUACAACAACCUGUGCACCAACAACCACAACAACCUGUGCACCAACAACCAGUGCACCAACAACCACAACAACCUGUACACCAGCAAUCGUAACAACCACAACAACCUGUGCUCCAGAAAUAACAACUACAACAACAUGUACACCAGAAAUUACAACUACAACAACCUGUGCACCAGCAACCACAACCACGUGUGCACCAGGAAUUACAACUACAACAACCUGUGCACCAGCAACCACAACAACCUGUGCAUCAGAGACCACAACAAGCUGUGCAUCAACAACGACAACGGAAUGUGGACCCGUAAACGGAGUCUCCGGUUCUUCGAAGGCGAGGCCAACGUCUGUGAAAGUGCGACCAGCGAGACCCGUGCGCCCUGCCGUUCGUCCCGCAUUGGAAAUCGAUGAACUGUCGGCUCCCCAAGCCCAAGAGCUAACCAUGUCCACCUAUACAAAAUACGUGUGCCGCAACAAGCCAGAUGGCUUCAUGCUGGCGUCCCUGAAGAGCUGCUCCGACUACUAUAUCUGCCGGUAUGGAAAGCCACUGUUGGUGAGCUGCGGCGAUAAAUACUUCAACGCUCUGAAGGGCAUUUGCGAUCUGCCCGAGAACACGCGUUGCGUGCAGCCCCAAGCAUAAAACUUUACGAUGACUUCCUAAACGAAAUCACCAACGAAUUAGCCUCUAAGAGCACUACCUGACCCCACCUUGAUAUUUGUGCCCGAUCGAUUCUUUAUCAUAUGUACUAAAAUUUCAAUAUAUGCAAAAGCUAAUACAAGCUAAAAAAAGAUGUUAACAAGUUGGGAAUUAUAAAGUAUCCGUACUCCUUUUAGUUCAAAGCUUAAUAAAUACGUGACAACGCAUUACAUUCAAA